Hylaeus anthracinus is the source of this 3571-nucleotide messenger RNA. RefSeq lists its product as uncharacterized. Bases 726 to 3386 code for a protein of 886 amino acids. Lineage: Eukaryota; Metazoa; Arthropoda; Insecta; Hymenoptera; Colletidae. The record is from RefSeq and is a predicted model, not a curated record. The transcript has 2 exons.
UAGAACCAAAGCAUGAAAAAGAAAAAGGAAACAAAAACAAACAUAAAUAAAGCGAACAUAAAUAAAUGAAGAACAAAAUCAAUCACCGAGUGAAACAUCGUAAAUAAAAUUGUAUAAAAAUAUGAAUCCCGAAGCAAGAAUAAAAGCACGAAAAACGAAACACGAACAAAAAUUAACCGAAAUGUCUCGGAAAUGAAAAGGAAUGAAACGACGGUGCCGAGACGCAACGGCGAUUAUCGCGACAGAAAUAUUUCGAAAAUGCUCGAACUUUCACCUUACCCGCAUUUCGGUCGCGCAAUUAACUUGUCCAGUACAGAGACGUCCGACGCACAAACGCUGGCUCCCUCGAUGGUAAUUAACGCGACGUUAGCGGCCGCACUUAAGUGCACUAAAAUCGGUUUCGGCUCAGGAAUGUUCAUCGACCCGCCUAAUCGCCCGACAGAUCGCCGACGGACCCCAAAAGUCUCCUCGAUGGUCAAACAUCGAAAGACGGUUCCAACAUGCGGGCAUAUCUUCUAUUUCCGUCUAUAAAAGCCCCUGCGUCGCUGAAGAGAGCUUUAGUCUUCCAGCAACCACCUUCAGGGUGACACGUGUUCAAUGGUGUUCAAGUAUCGGCAAUGCUAGCGUUGAGAAUCUAGACCUAAUCUAACUUUCGAGGCGAUCGAGUGCGGAAUUCUUCGUUAAAUAUCAAGUAUCGAGGUCCAAGGUCGUCGAGGGACACAACCAUGAAGCCAACAACGAUAAUAACGAUGCUUCUUGGACUGGUUUAUUCUUCGUUCGCGUUGGAACUGAGUCGACUCUUCUGGAACCAAUCGCCAACGACACCAGACGAUGCUCAAGUGAUAGAGAUCGUCAGGUGGCGUCAACCCAUCUGCGUGGUACCUGACGAAGGAGUCCUGCCCUGUUCUCACACCCUGAGGAAAUUCCAGAUGGAGUACGAGCGAUUCAACGGCAAAACUCUGGACGAAAGGACGGCGGAACGCUCGAGGGUUGAUCUGGAACCAAGCAUUCCAGCCAUGGAUGAAGAAAGCACCAUUGAACUGAUUGUCCCAGGAAUCGAUGCACCAGUGCCUGCGAGUAACUCUAAUGGAGACUCAAAAGGAUUCUCAGAAGGAUUCUCAGACGGGAAUAUGUCAGAGUUCCACUUGGAGAAGAAGAAGAAGUUAGGAUUAGAUGAAGAAGAUAGGAUUAAAUUGACACCCCCAGAAGUCGAAGCAACGAGUAACCCUGGGUCCCCUGAAGUCCCAGAGGGAUUCUCAGAAAGGAAUUCUUCACAGUUCCACCUGGAGACAUCAGAAUCGGCAGAUGAAGAAUUUAGGAUUAAAUUAACAUCCCCAGAAGUCGAAGCAGCGAGUAACCCUGGGUCCCCUGAAGUCCUAGAGGGAUUCUCAGAAGGGAAUUCUUCACAGUUCCACCUGAAAACGCCAGAAUUAACUCGGGACCAAGGGAAGAGUAUCAGAAUAGCCAGACGUUUCUCUUCAGGAAGUUCCUCUUCAAAGCUGCAUAAGAUUUACGUCACCAAGGUCCUGGAGUCGCCGAUGACCGCCACUCUGGUGGCCCGGAACUGUCUACCAGACAUUGGCGUGCCAUUCUGCGAGGACUACCAAGACUAUAUUCAACCCGCGAAACCGUACGUGGAUCCCAAGCCUACUCUAACCAUCUCUGCCGAAAUUGAAUCGGACGAACGCAGACAGAGACACGUUUACGAUUCUUAUCCGCGCAGAGACGCGGUACAAGGUUUCUUCGUUGGGACAAGUCCGCAGAAGUUUGUGAUCAUCGAUUUCAAUUCUGCUCGAUCGGCUGUGAAGCUUCAGAGUGGAGAUGCCGAAGACGCUGACAGGCCUGGAGUCAGGAGUGUUUACUAUACGAUCAAGAAUCCAAGUCAGUCUGAGGAUUCCGAACUCGCGACAGACCUGUCGAAGAAGACUGAAGGCAACACGACAGGAUCGUCGCGGGUGCCAAGUGGUUCUGAGAGCAAUAACUCAGGUAUUGCUGACGGUUGGAGUAUAAGAGACGAAGAUGAGUCCAGCAGGGUCCCGAUACGUGUGCCGCGGUACGAAGGACCGGAUGUUCCUGCGCUGUCGGGCCUUUUCGAGGGGCUGGAGGACGGUGAUCGUAAGGAAUCCUUGAGGAGACCUAUGGGAAAGGAGUUUCCUGAGAAUGAUACUUCAGAUAUGGGUGACACUCGAUUCGGUACAGUUGAAGAAGAGGUUGACGAAGACUAUGUAGAGGUACCUGAGCUGACCGAACCGAAUUUUCCUGCUUUGGUGAGCCUCUUUGAGGGACUGGAAAACAACCACCGGGAAAAAUCUCUGAUGAAACCUAUGACAAAGUUGGAAGACUUGAAGAGACCAAUCGUGGAUAGGAAUCGCGGUAAUUCACUUGUAGAACUACCUAAGGAUCAAGUAUCGAACGUUUCUGAAUCGUCUAACCUCUCCAAGGACCUGAAAGGUACCCAUCAGGAAUCCUUGAAGAAAUCUAUUGCAAAGCUGAAGAAUUUCGAGAGUAGUAGCUCAAAUUUAACUGAUGAUCACAGCGAUACAGUUAAAGAAGAGUCUUUGACAAUCCCACUGGAAGAAAUGAAGAAGACAUUAACGAUGAUGGAAAUCCCAUCUCGUGACAUUACCUCGAACGUCACGCAGACGCCUGAUCCUGUUCAAGAAAUAUCUUUGACAGAACCUGAAGGAAACUUAGAGGAACCCGAAAGUAAGAACUCGUUCGUAGCUAAAGGAAGCAAAGUCCCAGUGGAAGAAAGAAAGAAAACAUCAACGUUGAUGAAGGUUUCUCAAAACAACACCUCAUACGAUGGACUGACAAGACCUGAGCUGCCGAACACACAGCUGAAGCUACCUGACCCUGAAGAAACCAACACCAUAACUAACAAUCUAAACAGAACAGUUGGAGAAGAACCUAUCAAAGCACCACUGGAAGAAAUGAAGAAUGCAUCAACGAUCCUAAACAGCUCCUCUAUUCAGAAGAUACCUGAAGAAGAAUCCACUGUCCCCCAGGAACCUUCAACAGAGCCUUCGAGGAACUCGGAGGGUUCCAAAAAUAGUAACUCCUCUUUCAGCCAGGAAAAGGACCAAAAGCUCUCCCAAGAAUCUCACGAAAACGCGACCAAGACGGAAACGUUGACAACCACUCCUCCCUCGCAGAAUCCACUCCACAAGUACGGUCAGAGAUCGAACAGAACGUCGACGAAGACUCCCACUAGGACACGAGUCAUAGGUCACAGGAACUACAGACCUGGACACAUGUUCCAUCGCAGGAAAGGCGCCAGUCCUAGAUUGAAACUGAAGCCAUCGGGUGGCAACAGUACUCGCGUCGGUGCAGUGAGAAGGAAGUACAACAAGUCUCGACUGGCGUGGGUCAAACCACGUCAAUGACGAUGGACGUUUUAUGAAUAUAUUCUAUGGUGAAAUCGAGAUUAUGACGGCGACCUCGAAUCCUGUUAGAACGAGCAAAAUCUGGAAAUAGAAAGGGUCGAAAACACCGAGUUGUUCGAAUUCUUGGUUGUUGAUCUAAAAUGGGGGAUUGGUUUCGAGGUAGACCGAAGGUGAAUAGGUAUCUC